Triticum turgidum subsp. durum (durum wheat) is the source of this 1782-nucleotide messenger RNA. Lineage: Eukaryota; Viridiplantae; Streptophyta; Magnoliopsida; Poales; Poaceae. The record is from the annotation of a GenBank genome assembly.
AUGCUAUCCCGCGCCCGGCGCCUCCACCCCGCCAUCCGCUGCCUCCUCCGUGCAACCGCUGCACCCUCGUCUCCUCACCCUCUUCCCACACAACACAUCCUAACUGGCUCCCAAAUCCCUAAACCCUUCCCCCUCCUGCGCCGCCACCUCUCGUCCCCACCGGCGCCGGUGUCUUCCCCUCCGGCGGUGGUGUCUUCUGACCUCCCAGCCGUCUGUACCAAUGGCAAGUGCCCGGGUUGCGGCAUCGCCAUGCAGUCCGCCGACCCGGCCCUCCCCGGCUUCUUCAACCUCCCAUCCCCCAAGUCUCCCGACUACCGCGCGCGCCUCGCGCCCGUCACCGCCGACGACACCGGCAUCUCGGCCUCCCUGAAAAGCGGGCUCCUCCAGGAGGGCCAAGAGAACUCACGGGAGGGCGGGGCGGUCGCGGUGGUGGCGGCGGCAGCGGAGGCGGAGGCCGAGAAGAAGAGCAAGGUGGUGGUGUGUGCUCGGUGCCACUCGCUGCGCCACUACGGCCACGUCAAGCGCCCCGACGCCGAGGUCCUGCUCCCGGACUUCGACUUCGUGGCCGCCGUCGGCCCGCGCCUCGCGUCGCCCUCGGGGGCCAGGUCGCUGGUGCUGCUCCUCGCGGACGCGUCGGACUUCGACGGCUCCUUUCCGCGCGCCGUGGCGCGCCUGGUCGCCGUCACCAGCGAGGCCCACCACGCGGACUGGAAGCGUGGUGCGCCGUCUAACCUCCCCCGCGCAGUGCUCGUGGUCACCAAGCUCGACUUGCUCCCGACGCCGUCGCUUUCCCCCGACGACGUGCACGCGUGGGCGCAGGCCCGCGCGCGCGCCGGUGCUGGCGCGGACCUGCAGCUGGCCGGCGUUCACCUUGUCAGCGCGGCGCGAGGGUGGGGGGUGCGCGACCUGCUCAACCACGUGCGCGAGCUCGCCGGGGCGCGCGGCAAGGUCUGGGCUGUUGGCGCGCGGAAUGUGGGCAAAUCGACGCUGCUGAAUGCCAUUGCUCGGUGCUCUGGGGCAGAGAGCGGGCAAACCUUGACAGAGGCGCCUGUUCCGGGAACAACCCUCGGGGUGAUCCGGGUGGAUGGCGUUCUUGGUGCUCAGGCCAAGCUGUUUGAUACUCCGGGCCUGCUUCAUGGACACCAGCUGACGUCCAGACUUACACCCGAGGAGCAGAAGCUUGUUCAAGUGAGGAAGGAGAUGCGACCCAGAACAUACAGAAUAAAGGCAGGGCAGUCCAUACAUAUAGGAGGGCUAGUGCGCCUGGAUGUGGAAGACUUGACUGUAGGAUCAAUCUAUGUUACAGUUUGGGCAUCACCACUUGUGCCACUUCACAUGGGGAAGACCGAAAAUGCAGAGUCUAUGAUGAAAGAUCACUUUGGCUUACAACUGCAGCCCCCUAUAGGCCAGAAACGAGUGAAAGAGCUUGGGAAAUGGGUGAGGAAACAAUUCAAAGUUUCUGGAAAUAGUUGGGAUGCAAAUACUAUGGAUAUAGCCAUUUCAGGUCUUGGCUGGUACGGAAUUGGGCUGAAAGGAGAGGCAGUAUUAGGGUUAUGGACAUAUGAUGGUGUUGAUGUUGUCCCCAGGAGCUCCCUUGUCCAUGAGAGGGCAUCGAUUUUUGAGGAAACAGGAUUCUCAGUUUCAAAAGUCGUCUCACGGGCAGAUAGCAUGACGAAUAAGCUGAAAGGCAAUAAGAAAACAAGCAAGAAGGAGAUGAAAGCCGGUUCACAUUCUUCUGAAGUAUCGGAACUUUCAGAACUUGCUACGGUCAUAGAUGCUUGA